This is a messenger RNA of Sodiomyces alkalinus F11, 1856 nucleotides long. Its product is annotated as cell cycle control protein cwf8. NCBI's taxonomy places the organism in Eukaryota, Fungi, Ascomycota, Sordariomycetes, Glomerellales, Plectosphaerellaceae. Gene Ontology annotation, biological process: mRNA splicing, via spliceosome; DNA repair; protein ubiquitination. The transcript has 5 exons. The coding region runs from base 113 to 1546 and encodes 477 amino acids. Gene Ontology annotation, molecular function: ubiquitin protein ligase activity; protein binding. Gene Ontology annotation, cellular component: U2-type catalytic step 1 spliceosome; cytoplasm; Prp19 complex. The record is from RefSeq and is a predicted model, not a curated record.
CUUUGAUGGAACACCCUACUGGCCUUUCCAAAGUCAAUUCUCUCCAAGGCUCUCUGUGCUGCGAUUUUCACUCCAAUUUUGAGCUGGCCACUAGUUUUGGGAAUUAGUGAUAAUGCUGUGUGGAAUCUCGGGAGAAGCUCCCCAGGAGCCCGUCGCAUCGAGAAAGUCGGGGGUCGUGUUUGAAAAACGCCUCAUCGAGAAGUACAUCGAGGAAAAUGGCACCGAGCCCGGCACUGGCGAGGCCCUGACCACCGAAGACCUCCUCCCUCUGACACAGUCGCACAUCGUCCGACCUCGGCCCCCGACCCUCACCUCCAUCCCCGCCCUGCUAGCGACUUUCCAGAACGAAUGGGACGCGCUGGCGCUCGAGACAUAUAACCUGAAGGAGCAGCUGGCCCGGACACGCGAGGAGCUGGCGACAGCGCUGUACCAGCACGACGCUGCCGUCCGCGUCAUCGCCAGGCUGACGAAGGAGAGGAACGAGGCUCGAGAGGCGCUAUCGAAGGUCACUGUCACAGGGGCGGCAGCCAAUGGGGAUGAGAUGGCCAUCGACUCGACCGAGACACUGCCGGCAGAGCUCGUCGAAAGGGUCGAGGCGAAACACCAGGAGUUGACGAAAACGCGCAAGAAGCGCCCGAUCCCCGAAGGCUGGGCCACGUCGGACGACGUCGCCGCCCUCCAGACCACGGCGUCAACCGCCCUCCCGGUGCCCAACGCGUCUUGCCUUGCCCUCGAAGGAGGCUACGCCGCCGUUGGUGGGCCCGAAGGAAAUGCGGCCGUAUAUUCCGUCGAGGCCGACAAGUUGGAGCGGGAGGUGGCGGUGAACGCACCCAUCACGGACGCGAUAUGGACGAGCAGCAGACUCGUCUUCGCCACCACGCAAGGGAACGUCAAGAUCUUCGAGAACGGUAGCGAGGUCGCGUCGGUUUCGGAGAAUGCUGGUGCCGUCACUUCUCUUGCCCUGCACCCGCUGGGUGACCUGCUUGCGUUUGUCGGCGUUGACAAGAGCAUCGUGUUCUACGACCUUGACACGCUGAAGCGCCUUAGCCGCACAUACUGCGAUGCCGCACUGACGACUUGCGCCUUCCACCCCGACGGACACAUUUUCGCCGCAGGCACUACGACGGGCGAAGUCCGGCUCUUCAUGACAGCCACGCUGGAACCCGCGACGUCGUUCUCGCUGGGCGCACCGAUCCAGGCGAUCACCUUCUCCGAGAACGGCUUCUGGCUGGCGGCGACGGCCAAGGGGCAGACGACGGUGACGAUCUUCGAUCUGCGCAAGGAGGGCGACGCGGCCAGGGCCAAGGUGCUGGAGACGGGCGGGUCGGUGCAGUCGCUGGCAUGGGACUACACGGGCCAGUUCCUGGCGACGGCGGGGGCGAGCGGGAUCACGGUGCAGCAGUACACCAAGAGCUCCAAGUCGUGGUCGGAGCCGUUCCGGAGUGCGGUGUCGGCGGUGGCGGUCAGAUGGGGCGACAAGGCGAGACAGCUGGUGGCUGUCAACGGCGAGGGGUCGGUGUCGGUCCUGGGCGUCAAGUCAGAGUAGGGGGGUUUGGCCUAGUUGUGCCGUGGUCAUUUCUUUUGAGAUUAUAACGACUAGGCAGACUUGGCAAAGUGAGGGCGGUCUUUGCAAUAUGAGAGAGGGAGUUGCUUAGUUGAAGGCGUUUUGGGAUUUGAUUGGGAUAGUGGUUCCCCUGACCGACGUGCCCGUGCCUUGUAUCAUUACAUAGACCAUGCGCAAGGUGGUGGAUGCCUGAUCUUGAGAUUGACGUUGUUGGCGGAGACCCAAGUUGGGCGUCACUGUAUGGUAUGUACUCGUCGAAAGCCUUCCCUUCGGAGCUGCGGCAGCCGAGCCG